Molecule: messenger RNA, 1227 nt
Organism: Cyphellophora attinorum
Lineage: Eukaryota; Fungi; Ascomycota; Eurotiomycetes; Chaetothyriales; Cyphellophoraceae
Exons: 1
Coding region: 1-1227 (408 amino acids)
Biological process (GO): lipid storage
Cellular component (GO): lipid droplet
Molecular function (GO): lipase activity
Source: RefSeq, a predicted model, not a curated record
AUGCCACCGACCCUCCAAAACCGCAUCUCACCCGACGUCUUCAUCCACCUCCACACCAACACCACGCCCAAUGGCUCCUCCGACACCCACCUAAUCUACCUCCUCCCCGGAAACCCCGGCCUCUGCUCCUACUACCACACCUUCCUCACCCUCCUUACCCAGUCCUCCCCCGCAGCAGCGCAAUUCGCAAUAGUAGGCAUGUCACUCCCGGGUUUCGAAUCCGCACCAGACGACCUGGACUGGAACGACGAGGACAUUUUGUUUCCGGAUGAGAUAGCUACCAAGCGGAGUGCGAAGCGGAGGGGUGAUGGUGGGGAGAAAGGGUGGUGGGGGCUUGAGGAGGUUGUGGAGGUCACUACUGCGAGGAUCGAUGAGGUUGUAAGGCGGUUACAGGCUGGGUUACGGGGAAGGAAGGUCAGGGUGACGUUGAUGGGGCAUUCGUUGGGGACAUGGUUGAGUUUGGAGGUUGUGCGGCGGGUUAGUGAGCGACAACGACAGCAAAGAGGGGGAAAUGAGCGUGAGGACGAUGGUAGCGGGGAAGCAGACGAGGACGACGAGCCUACGGAGGACUCCACAGGGGUACUAGGCGUUGGCAAGGCAGGAGGAAAGAGGAAAAGGACCGGCUCUACGGGCACAGACUGGGAGGCAGAGGCUUGUGUUGCUCUUGCGCCAACUAUCAUAGAGCUCGCUAAAUCCUCCUCUGGUGUCAAAGUGGCGCCGCUGCUGGCGACUUUCACUUUCCUGCCCUGGCUAUUGCAGUCUCUUGCCAGUGGGCUGACGUGGGCUUCCCGGCGUGAGAUGAUAGAAUGGAUCGUCGCCCGCUUCCUGGGCCUGAGUCCAAACAACCCGGGUGUUGCGACAACAGCACGAUUCCUCCAAAGCCCAAGUGCGGUCAGGCAGUCGUUGGAGCUUGCCAAGCAGGAAUUGGUCAGUAUAUCCAAGGACGACUGGGGUCCGGAAGUCUGGGGUACUGGUCCGGCUCUGCAGAUGGGAGGCCUAGAGCAGACGCAGAGUCCGAAGCUGUUCUUCCUGUUUGCUCAGACCGAUCACUGGAUCGCAGAUAGCACGAGAGACACGAUACUGAGAGGGCGGGCUCGACACGAUGGUCAUGGUGCUUUCGUCGUGGACGAAAAGCAUGGUCUGAAGCACGCCUGGUGCUUGGAGCAGAACCAGGCUGUUGUUGAUUAUGUCAAGCCGUGGCUGGAGGAUAUCGCUCGAAGACAAUGA